Messenger RNA from Schizosaccharomyces octosporus yFS286, 1461 nucleotides. Its product is annotated as potassium channel subunit. Gene Ontology annotation, biological process: transmembrane transport; potassium ion transport. Bases 98 to 1138 code for a protein of 346 amino acids. The transcript has a single exon. The record is from RefSeq and is a predicted model, not a curated record. Gene Ontology annotation, cellular component: membrane. NCBI's taxonomy places the organism in Eukaryota, Fungi, Ascomycota, Schizosaccharomycetes, Schizosaccharomycetales, Schizosaccharomycetaceae.
UGAUAAGCAGGAUACGGUUCGCAUUAGUUAUCCUUAAUAUAUAUGCAAACCAUCGAAGCAUAAAGUAAGCUUUUACUAACUAGCAGACAUUUUUACAAUGGCAGCAAACGAAGACACCGUUCACUUUGACCCUAAAAACAUGCAAUUUCGCUUUCUCGGUCCUUCUGGAUUACGAGUUUCUGCUUUUUCUUUAGGAGGUUGGUUGACCUAUGGUAAUACCGGGUACGAUUUGGAGCACACGAAAAAGUGCCUCAAGCAAGCAUGGGAUUUGGGAAUCAAUACAUUUGACACAGCCGAGGUUUACAGUCAAGGAAACUCGGAAAUCAUUAUGGGAAAAGCUAUCCAAGAAUUAGGAUGGAAACGUUCUGAAUAUGUUUUAAUUACCAAAGUGUUCUUUGGUGCAGGUCCUAAACUUCCCAAUACAACAGGCUUAUCCAGAAAACACAUCCUUGAAGGUGUUUACGGUUCAUUGAAGAGACUUGACACUGAGUACGUGGACGUGAUCAUGGCUCAUCGUUAUGAUCCUUCCGUGCCUAUGGAAGAGAUUGUUCGAGCCUUUACACAUCUUAUUCAUCAAGGCAAAGCGUUUUACUGGGGUACUUCUGAAUGGAGUGUUUUUGAGAUUGAGCACGCUCAUCACAUUGCUACCAAGUACAAUUUGAUUGCGCCCAUUGCUGAUCAGCCUCAAUACAACUAUGUGACUCGCGAUCAUGUUGAAAAGGACUUGCUUCCUGUUCAACAAAUUUAUGGUUACGGUGCUACCGUUUGGAGUCCUUUGAAAUUCGGUAUUUUGACUGGAAAAUACAACGACGGAAUUCCCGAAGACUCUCGUUUGAGCACAACAUAUGCUCAGUACGCCGAUCACUUAAAAUCUCCCGAAGGACAAAAGAUCCUUCAACAAGUUCGUCAAGUGACUCAAAUUGCUGAUCGAUUGGGUGCAUCUCCUUCUCAACUUGCCCUUGCUUGGACUCUGAAAAACCAAUAUGUUUCUACUACUAUCUUGGGUGCUAGUAAGCCAGAGCAAAUUGUCGAGAACGUUAAAGCUUUAGACUACAUCGAAAAGUUGACUCCUGAAAUUUUGAAAGAGAUGGACGAAAUCUUGGAGUUUAAGCCAUUGGAUAUCCAAUACCGUCAUUAAUGUCUUCAAGAUGUAUAUGUGGAAUUUUACGAUUACUUUUUUUUUACGAAUUAAAAGAAGCUUAGAAUAUAUAUAUUUAUAUAUCUCUGACAAGCCCAUGAUGGAUUGAAUUUCAAACAUAUCCUUGUGUCUCAAGAAAUUCAUAGUUUAGCAAGUUGCAAGAGAACUUAUUACUUUUAAUUCGCAAUUCUCAUUGUACAAUGCCAAUAAAGAACCUGUCUAAUUGAAACCAUCUUUACUAUCAAACACGGCUAACAGUCGGAUGAAAAUUUCUUUUAUCAUUAAGCGUAAAUAAAACAAACCAAGUUAUUGUAUAUCCCAGG